CUCAAAGAAUGGGAAGAAGUCACGCUUUGUUGUUUUCCUCCUGGUUUCUCCGUGUUUUUACUCUUCUGUUUUGCUGUUAAACUACACCUUUGACAUGGAUACGAGCCGGAGUUUUUACUGCACUGUGCUGGAUAAACAGAGUAAAUUUAUCUGUUACACGCGUCUAAAAGACGGAACCUUCAGGAUCUGUCUGACAGAUGCUGCAGACGUUUGGAGCUCGGACUCCAGUGAAGAUUCCCUGCAGCACCUUAGACGGACGUUCUCGCUGAAGUCCACAGAAGAGUCCAUCAUGAGACUGCGGUCGUCCUGCAGCAGCGGGGAUGUGUCUGUGCUGGUCCAGGACAGCGGAGCAGAGCUGGUGGUGGGCUCCGACCCCGGGGCUCCCAGAGUGACCCUCAGCAGGCUGGAGGGGCCACGGGCCGCCGAGGAGCUGAAAGAGCUGCUGUUUGAGAUGGCUGACAGGCUGACACGAGUCCAAGAUGAAACAUCUGCUGCCAGUCCUCCGAAGAACCAACUGAGAAGACCUGCAGACUUCAACCCUCGACAGCAGAACGGAUCUCCGUCUUCGUCUCUGCCUGUGAAGAGACGACUUCCAGGAGCUUGUCUCAUCAACCCCGGAGCCAAAAAGAAGCUGCAGGCGACCGGCGUGGCCUUUGACGAUGCAGAUGAAGACUGAAUCCUCUUUUACAACGCCUUAGUUUUUCUUGUAUUUUAACCAUGAAAUGAUGAAGAAUGUUGACUUUUAUCACGUUUGGAUUUAAUUUAUUGUGGGAAAGAAAUAAAAUAAUCAUGUCGUGGAUCA
Salarias fasciatus (jewelled blenny) is the source of this 802-nucleotide messenger RNA. RefSeq names its product PAXX non-homologous end joining factor (gene paxx). Gene Ontology annotation, cellular component: nonhomologous end joining complex; site of double-strand break; nucleus. Bases 95 to 676 code for a protein of 193 amino acids. The transcript has 7 exons. The record is from RefSeq and is a predicted model, not a curated record. Gene Ontology annotation, biological process: double-strand break repair via nonhomologous end joining. NCBI's taxonomy places the organism in Eukaryota, Metazoa, Chordata, Actinopteri, Blenniiformes, Blenniidae. Gene Ontology annotation, molecular function: molecular adaptor activity.